Messenger RNA from Monopterus albus (swamp eel), 2326 nucleotides. RefSeq names its product nuclear receptor subfamily 2 group F member 6-like. The transcript has 5 exons. Gene Ontology annotation, biological process: regulation of DNA-templated transcription. Gene Ontology annotation, molecular function: zinc ion binding; sequence-specific DNA binding; DNA-binding transcription factor activity. The record is from RefSeq and is a predicted model, not a curated record. The coding region runs from base 371 to 1612 and encodes 413 amino acids. NCBI's taxonomy places the organism in Eukaryota, Metazoa, Chordata, Actinopteri, Synbranchiformes, Synbranchidae.
UGUGUCUGAAGUUUUCUCAGACCUCGGGAGCCAUUGAUCGGAGGUCAAGGCAGAAAACGGGUGAAAGACAAGAACAGAGAGAGCAGAGGGAUCAAACAAAAAAACAAGAGAGAGAGAGAGAACGGCACAGGGAAGGACCUCCAGGUCAGUCCAACCAGACAGCACGGGGGAGAAAGGUCAACGCGACAGAGACCGGGACUACGUUUCAUGACACUUUUAGAUCUUCUCGGACAAAACCUGCCUUGAAUUACAAACCUGGAGUCACUGUCUUUCAGCCUGGAAUCAGUUCUCAGACUGAAGGUAACUGGAAGCUGGGAGACAGGGCAGGUUUGUAUAUGAUCCACUCACAGGGCUGCCUGACUUAGAGAAUAUGGCCAUGGUCAGCGGGGGAUGGGGCAACCCCAACAAGAACACUAACGGGUUGGGGGAGAAGGCUUACCUGAAGAGGGAGGAAGAGGACGGGUCACCCCAGGCAGGGAGCAGCGACGUGGAUGUUGGGGACGAGGACAAGGCCUGUGUGGUGGACUGUGUGGUGUGUGGGGACAAGUCCAGUGGGAAGCAUUACGGCGUGUUCACCUGCGAGGGCUGUAAGAGCUUCUUCAAGAGGAGCAUCAGACGAAACCUCAGCUACUCCUGCAGAUCAAAUCGAGAAUGCCAAAUUGACCAGCAUCAUCGCAACCAGUGCCAAUACUGUCGUCUGAAGAAAUGUUUCCGUGUUGGGAUGCGCAAAGAAGGUAUCAAAGCCCAUGCACACACUGUCCAGCGGGGUCGGAUCCCUCCCCCUCACUCAGGUAUCAGCCCAAACUCCUUGGCAGGUGGAGCCGGGGCUGCGGGGCCAGGUCACACCUGGGCAGAUUACUUCAACGGACAGCCUGUUUCAGAGCUCAUCUCCCAGCUCCUCCGGGCAGAGCCAUAUCCCAGCAGCCGUUACGGGGCCCCUUACAGUCAGGCACAGAUGCAGGCAUCUGCGAGCGGAGCGUCGGUCAUGGGAAUCGACAGUAUCUGUGAGCUGGCUGCACGGCUGCUCUUUAGCACCAUCGAGUGGGCCAGGAACAUCCCAUACUUCCCAGAACUCCCAGUUUCAGAGCAGGUGGCGCUGCUGAGGCUCAGCUGGAGUGAGCUGUUCAUCCUAAACGCUGCUCAGUCUGCUCUGCCUCUGCAGACGGCUCCUCUGCUAGCAGCAGCCGGGUUUCACUCAUCUCCCAUGUCUGCCGAGCACGUGGUGUCCUUCAUGGACCAAGUCAGGGUUUUCCAGGACCAGGUGGACAAGCUGAACAGGCUUCAUGUGGACUCAGCCGAGUACAGCUGCCUCAAAGCAAUUGCACUCUUUUCACCUGAUGCAUGCGGUCUGACAGACCCAGCCCAUGUGGAGUCCCUGCAGGAGAAGGCCCAGGUUGCUCUUGCAGAAUACGAUAGGUUGCAGUACCCCAGCCAGCCUCAGCGUUUCGGCCGCUUACUGCUGCGUCUCCCGGCUCUACGCGCUGUGCCGGCCAACCUCAUCUCGCAACUCUUCUUCAUGCGGCUGGUGGGCAAGACGCCCAUCGAGACACUGAUCCGAGACAUGCAGUUAUCGGGGAGCUCGAUCAGCUGGCCCUAUUCACAGGGACAGUGAACCCGGCUGACUCCAGAGUGAGACCACUGAGAUCAGAUGAGGAGGACAGAGAGCUCACAAAGAUGACAUACACAUACAAACAAAAUAUCAUAAAUACAAACUGGUAUUUUAGGUCCUGUUUGUGAGUGUAGAGGUCAGUUUUUCUGACAUUGGCUCUGUAAAGUGGUGGGAGUCACAGCAAGCUGCUUUCAGGGAAACAAAAUGUAUGAUUGUCUUUAUAUAAAUGUUUGCAGCACUUGUUAGUUUUCUCUGACCUUCAUGUGAUCACUCUCAGUCUCAUUUUGGACAAAAACCUGUGCUUUAAUUAAAAUGCAGACUUUAACAUGAGGCCACAUGCCUAUACUACCUCCUCCCAUAUUCCCCCUAAUGUGACUCAGUUUGAACCCAGGCUCUGUGUGUUCUCUGCUUUGUUUAUGAGUCAAAACUAAGCCAUUGCAGUGCCACUUUUAUGCACAGAGCUGGCCCAGUGUGGCAGCUUCACAGAUUUAUGUCAUUAACUGAUUAAAGAUGUGCAGAUCAUUCCUAAGAUGUGUAACAUUUGAUAAGUGGAAUGAAAUAUCAGAGUUUGUUACCAAAAGUAUUUGUGAAGACUGCAAAGUAUCAACCUGUACAGUACAGCAUUUAAACAAAGAAGAGACAUGGAAAUUGCAUUGUAUAUUGUACAAGAAGGAGUUUUGUAUAUUAUAUACUUAAAGGAAUAGUUCAACAUUUUGA